Molecule: messenger RNA, 876 nt
Organism: Pterocles gutturalis (yellow-throated sandgrouse)
Lineage: Eukaryota; Metazoa; Chordata; Aves; Pterocliformes; Pteroclidae
Gene: PHYHD1
Product: phytanoyl-CoA dioxygenase domain containing 1
Exons: 11
Coding region: 1-876 (291 amino acids)
Source: RefSeq, a predicted model, not a curated record
AUGGCAUUUGUAACCCAGCAUCAGAUCCAACAGUUCCACAGGGAUGGCUUCCUUGUCCUGGAGCAUUUUUUCACUGCAGAGGAGUGUGACAGCAUGAGGAAUCAGAUUCAGAGGAUCAUAGCGGAGAUGGAAGUGCCGCCGCACUGCCGCACCGAGUUCUCCACCAAGGAGGAGGAGCAGCUCCAGGCGCAGGGUAGCUCGGAUUAUUUCCUAACCAGCGGAGACAAGAUUAGAUUCUUCUUUGAGAAAGGCGUUUUGGAUGAGAGAGGUAACUUUCUAAUUGCAAAGGAGAAAUCUAUCAGCAAGAUUGGCCACGCUUUACACGCUCACGAUCCUGUCUUCAAGCAAAUCACCCACUCUGCCAAGGUGCAGGAAUUGGGAAGGAAACUCGGCCUCGAGAGACCCGUUAUUGUGCAAAGCAUGUACAUCUUCAAGCAACCUGGCAUUGGCGGUGAAGUGACCCCGCACCAGGAUGCCACCUUCCUGCACACGGAGCCGCUGGGCAGGCUCCUGGGGUUCUGGAUUGCCCUGGAGGACGCCAGGCGGGAGAACGGCUGCCUGUGGUUCAUCCCCGGCUCUCACACCAGUGGAGUCACCCGGAGGAUGGUCCGUGCAGCUGCAGGUGCCUCAACAUGUGUGGAGUUUGUAGGGUCAGAGCCAGCCUACGACGACAGCCGGUUCCUCCCUGUGCCUAUAAGUAAAGGUGGGCUCAUCCUCAUCCACGGUGAAGUUGUCCACAAGAGUGACCUGAACAGCUCGGAGUCCUCUCGCCACGCGUUCACCUUCCACGUGAUGGAAGCCAAGGACACCAGCUGGAGCAAAGAGAACUGGCUCCAGCCAACUCCCGAGCUGCCUUUUCCAUCGCUCUACACGUGA